UUGGCGUUUUUGACGUCACACGUCCGAUGACGUAUCCGUAUCCGUGUAAAGAUGGCGGAAACGGAGGACUCAAACAAGCCUUUGUUUGCUGGUUUGUCAGACAUCUCAAUCUCAGAGGACAUCCCAGUGGAGGGAGAUAUAUCUGUGCCAGUGGGCUCGCAGAACGCUGACAAUGAUUUCUCCACACUGGACGAACCUGUCAAAGACACUAUUCUGAGGGAUCUGAGAGCUGUUGGACAGAAGUUUGUGCAUGUGAUGUACCCAAAGAAAAGCUCUGCCCUACUCCGAGACUGGGAUUUAUGGGGACCUCUCCUGCUCUGUGUCACUCUGGCUUUAAUGCUGCAGGGUGGGUCUGCUGACAGUGAGGAGGAUGGCAGGCCACAGUUUGCAGAAGUCUUUGUCAUCAUCUGGUUCGGUUCUGUAAUCAUCACCCUCAACUCCAAACUCUUGGGAGGAACUAUAUCGUUUUUCCAGAGUCUGUGUGUGUUGGGCUACUGUAUUCUUCCUCUGACUGUGGCUAUGAUAGUUUGCCGCAUUGUUCUUCUGGGCGGCUCAGGCGUUGUCAGUUUUGCUGUCCGUCUUGUAGUCGUCACUGCAUCCUUCAGCUGGUCAACGUUUGCCUCCACAGCAUUUCUUGCAGACAGCCAACCAGCCAAUAGGAAAGCCCUGGUUGUGUAUCCAGUGUUCCUCUUCUACUUCGUGAUUGGCUGGAUGAUCUUGACAUUCUCACCAUCUCAUUAGCAUAAAUAUACCUUAUGCCAAUUCCAAAACGAACUCUUCCCCUUCGCUAAGAAUGUCCCAGAGCUGGUCAGUGAUUGGCCAAUUCUAAAAAGAGGUGGAGCACUUUGAUGGACACUCAUAAAAGGGACAAAGCAAGGACAGCAAGGGGAUUAUCGCCUAGAAAUCACUCCUCCCCAUUCCUCAUUCAGCUGGGUAAGAGGAGAGAAAAGGAGUGGAGGACGUUCAUUCUACAGCGCUACUAAUUUAACAACAGCCCACACGUCUUCAUUAAAUGAAUGUUUCGUUAUGUGAGGAACAAUAGCGUCUCUCUGAGCAGUUCCAGAUGUACUCACACACACCUAACACUGAGCUGUAAUAUGUUCUGUGUGUGUCGGGUGUUCCUUUAUGUGUGGAUGUGCUGAUUCAAGCAUAGUGUGUGAGUGUGUAUGUAUUUGUGGUUAAUUUGAACAGGGCCUCUGUUGUGUCUAGCGGGAGAAUUGUUUAGUUUAUCGUCAGUCCACACGUUCACAUCUUUUCUUUGGUGUUUUUCUGAUUUGCUCUGAAUGAUGUUUGGGCUUCAUUAAAUCAAUGUAUGCGUUGGUGAAAGUUGGUACAUUCCUGAAUGCAAUAAAUAUGGACUUUAUAAGUGC
Messenger RNA from Danio aesculapii, 1370 nucleotides. RefSeq names its product Yip1 domain family, member 6 (gene yipf6). The record is from RefSeq and is a predicted model, not a curated record. The coding region runs from base 52 to 741 and encodes 229 amino acids. Gene Ontology annotation, biological process: endoplasmic reticulum to Golgi vesicle-mediated transport. NCBI's taxonomy places the organism in Eukaryota, Metazoa, Chordata, Actinopteri, Cypriniformes, Danionidae. The transcript is spliced from 7 exons. Gene Ontology annotation, cellular component: trans-Golgi network; membrane.